AUGUUAUCGUAUUUUCAAAAAUGCUACAGUUUGGCCCAUACAACAUUUCACUUCCAAUUGAAUGCAGUCAGAGGCCCCAAAAUUGUACAUCCCAGGAACAUAAUUCGAUACUGGAAAUACGCCAAAGGGGAUAAGGUGAAGGUAAUAAGCGGGAGAGACAAAGGGAAGAUUGAUGAAAUUAUCCAAUGCGAUAGGCUGAGGAAUCAAGUAAAGGUUAGGGGCUGCAACAUGAGGAAGAUGGUUAUAAAUGGGAAGAGAGUGGAAAUUGAGAAGAAGAUUCACUACUCAAAUGUGCAACUCAUAGACCCUACAAUAAACGAACCCACGAGAAUAUCACUUAAAUUUGACGAAAACAACAACCCAAUAAGAGUUUCAAAGAAGAGUGGCUCAGUGAUCCCUUGGCCAGAUAAAAAAGAAAGGGAAUUUAAAACAUACGAAGAUGGGAUUAAAGACACGGCACCAGAAGUGGCUUUAGCCAAAACGUACGAUUAUAGAAAGGACGUAGAGAUGAUGCGUUUUGUGCGGCAAACAAUGACAAAAUACAAUCGCGAUCAAUAA
Messenger RNA from Babesia microti strain RI, 558 nucleotides. RefSeq names its product Probable 39S ribosomal protein L24 mitochondrial. The record is from RefSeq and is a predicted model, not a curated record. Bases 1 to 558 code for a protein of 185 amino acids. Gene Ontology annotation, cellular component: ribosome; mitochondrion. NCBI's taxonomy places the organism in Eukaryota, Apicomplexa, Aconoidasida, Piroplasmida, Babesiidae. Gene Ontology annotation, biological process: translation. Gene Ontology annotation, molecular function: structural constituent of ribosome; RNA binding. The transcript has 7 exons.